AUGCAGGGUCCCUUGAGGAUAGGGGAGCAGAGGCCUAAAUUUCCCUCGAUUGCGCUCGAGUCCAGGGUCGGGAAGAUGCUACCGGGGGGAAGUCGGCCGACGAGCCUGUUGUGGGAGAGAUUCGCGAUUACGAGAUUCUGGAGUUGGCCGAGUUCACGGGGCAUCUCCCCUGUCAGUUGGUUCACCUCAAGCUUCAGAAUCUUGAGAUUUGUCAAUGAAGACAUGGAUUCAGGAAUGGGUCCGCUCAGGUUGUUGUGGGACAAGCUCCUGCACGUAAAUAAUAAUAAGAGGAGAAAAGGAUUUCUGGCAUUGGAAAUGAGAAACACAACAGCAUGA
This is a messenger RNA of Striga asiatica, 336 nucleotides long. Lineage: Eukaryota; Viridiplantae; Streptophyta; Magnoliopsida; Lamiales; Orobanchaceae. The record is from the annotation of a GenBank genome assembly.